Notolabrus celidotus (New Zealand spotty) is the source of this 2504-nucleotide messenger RNA. It is a transcript of the gene mcm8, whose product is annotated as minichromosome maintenance 8 homologous recombination repair factor. The record is from RefSeq and is a predicted model, not a curated record. Gene Ontology annotation, molecular function: ATP binding; single-stranded DNA binding; single-stranded DNA helicase activity. Gene Ontology annotation, biological process: double-strand break repair via homologous recombination. The annotation marks the transcript as partial. Gene Ontology annotation, cellular component: MCM complex; nucleus. The transcript has 20 exons. NCBI's taxonomy places the organism in Eukaryota, Metazoa, Chordata, Actinopteri, Labriformes, Labridae.
GGAUGGAGAGGUGGAGGUGGUGCUUCAAGGGGAGGAUCAGGAAACCAUCAAAGAGUGCCUGUACAGACCACCUUGGAUAGACUGUGUCCAUACAAAGGAUGGAUGCUCUACUUCACAGAAGGCUUCAUCCAAAGUUCACCAAGUGUGGAGAAGAUCAAAGUGUUCGAGAAAUAUUUCACCUCCAAGAUUCAACUGUAUGACAAGGAUGAGAUUGAGCGUCAGGGUAGUGUUCUGGUGGAUUAUGCAGACCUGACUGGAGACAAGGCUGUGCGUGGAGCGCUUCCUGAUCUGACCACCGAACUAAAGGAACAGCCUGAGGUUUUGCUCAACUGUUUGGGAUUGGCUAUUCACCAGGUGCUGACACUAGAUCUGGAGGAACAGGCCUCUGAGCUGCAAGGGGAAGAGCUUCCUGUUGCUACUCCAAUCAUUAACAUCCCCCACAUUAGCGCUAGGCUUUAUAACUAUGAACCCCUGACUCCAUUGCGGUUGUUGCGUGCCAGCGUGUUCGGGCGGUUGGUGUGUGUGAGGGGCACAGUGGUCAGAGUGAGCAACAUCAGACCUCUGUGUACCAGGAUGGCCUUUAGGUGUAUGGGCUGCUCCAACACACUGUCCCUGCCACUGCAACAUGGGAAAUAUGCCACACCUACUAAGUGUAUUCAGCCUGAGUGUCGCGCUCGUACGUUUGCCCCCUGCAGGAGUUCCCCUUUCACUCAGACUGUAGACUGGCAGAUCAUAAAGGUGCAGGAGUUGAUGUGUGGGGAGCAGAGGGAGGCUGGGAGAAUCCCUCGCACUGUGGAAUGUCACCUGACCUCAGAUCUGUGUGACAGCUGCGUCCCUGGGGACACCGUUACAGUGACGGGGAUAGUUCGAGUUACCAACGAUGGUACUACGCGAGGGAACAAGGAUCAGUGUAUGUUUCUCCUCUACCUUGAAGCCACGUCAGUCAGUAACACUAAAGGUCAGAAAUCUAAGUCAGGGCAGGGUUCCGGAGGGUCUCUUGAAGACCGUUCAGGAGGGGAGGAGUUCAGUCUGAAGGAGCUGUAUGCCAUACAGGAGAUCCAAUCACAGCCUGACCUGCUAAGACUUAUAGUGCACUCUUUGUGUCCUGCCAUCUAUGGCCACAUGCUAGUGAAAGCUGGGCUAGCCUUGGUAUUGUUUGGAGGCAGACAGAAAAACACAGACAAAAACAGUGUCCCAGUUAGAGGAGACCCACACAUCCUGUUGGUGGGAGACCCUGGACUGGGAAAGAGUCAGAUGUUACAGGCAGUGUGUAAUGUGGCUCCAAGAGGAAUCUAUGUAUGUGGCAACAGCACAAGCACCACGGGACUAACGGUGACUUUGUCCCGAGACGCAGGAACGGGGGAUUUUGCCCUUGAGGGUGGAGCCUUGGUACUGGCUGACCAAGGUCUGUGCUGCAUCGAUGAGUUUGAUAAGUUGGGCAGCCAGCAGCAGGCUCUUCUUGAAGCCAUGGAGCAGCAGUCUGUAAGCCUAGCCAAAGCUGGAAUAGUUUCCUCUCUUCCUGCCAGAGCAUCAGUUGUAGCUGCUGCAAACCCCAUUGGAGGACAUUACAACAAAAGCAAGACUGUUUCUGAAAAUCUGAAAAUGGGUUCCGCCCUUCUCUCUCGAUUUGACGUUGUCUUCCUCCUUCUGGACAUCCCGGACGAGUCACAUGAUCGCCGCCUAUCGGAGCACGUCAUGGCGAACAGGGCAGGAAAAGGAAGAACCAGCAGCGCCAUUGCUACCAGGACAAACAGUGAAACAGGAACAUCCGUCUUACUUGAACAUUCAGAUAUGCCGCUGUCUGAACGUUUGCAGAUCCCUGCAGGUGAAAGUGUAGACCCCAUCCCAGCCUGUUUGUUAAGGAAGUAUAUCAGCUACGCUCGACAGUAUGUCCAUCCCACACUGUCUCCUGAGGCAGCACAGAUACUUCAGGACUUCUACCUGUCACUGAGAUCUCAGGCUCACUCUGCUGAUGCAACGCCCAUCACCACACGACAGCUUGAGUCUUUAAUCAGACUCACUGAGGCAAGAGCCAGGCUGGACCUCAGAGAGAUGGCUACCAAGAGUGAUGCAGAGGAUGUUGUGGAGAUCAUGAAACACAGUCUGGCUGAUACAUAUUCAGAUGGUCUCGGCAAUCUGGACUUUGAGCGCUCUCAGCUCGGGUCAGGCAUGAGUCAGCGCAGCACUGGGAAGCGCUUGAUCAACGCUCUGCACAUGCAUGCACAGAGAACCAAUCAGAAGCAGUUUGACCUUCAGAUGAUUCGUUCUGUGGCUGACAGGCUGAACAUCAAGGUGAUGGAUUUUGAAGGUCUGGUGAGUUCCCUGAAUGAACAGGGGUUCCUGCUGAAGAAAGGAGCAAAGCUGUAUCAGCUGCAGACCGUCUGAUCACUGACAAAUACAACAGACUCAGAAUACACACCUGCUUCUUUUCCUGCAGACCUGACAACAAGGUCAGUGUCAUAGUAUGAUGGGCCUGUUUUAUAUAAAAGGAAACGUGAUGGUUA